This is a messenger RNA of Hevea brasiliensis (rubber tree), 2882 nucleotides long. Its product is annotated as UPF0481 protein At3g47200. NCBI's taxonomy places the organism in Eukaryota, Viridiplantae, Streptophyta, Magnoliopsida, Malpighiales, Euphorbiaceae. The transcript is spliced from 3 exons. The coding region runs from base 128 to 1429 and encodes 433 amino acids. The record is from RefSeq and is a predicted model, not a curated record.
UACCGUAGUAACCGUGUUUCUUGUGGGUAGCCAUGGAUAUGCAGGGCAAAUGAAAGCACAAUAAGUAAUCCUCAAAUUUUCACUUCUUUCCAUCCCAGUGGAUUAGUUAUAUUCUUCAAAUUAACCAAUGGAGAUAAGCGGGGAAGCGGACUCUGACAAGGCCAUUGUAGACGUUGUAACGCGUCGUAUUUGUGAAAAGCUUGAAAUGCUUAUAUCAUAUGUACCCUGUCCUAGUUGCGUUUUCAAAGUGCCUAAUCAUCUACGAAGCGUUAAUGAUGAUCCAUAUGAACCGCAGAUUGUUGCAAUUGGUCCUCUUCACCACGGUAAACCUCAUUUAAUUGCCAUGGAAGAGCACAAACUACGAUAUCUGCGAAGCUUCCUUCUUCGAAGUGAUGAGAGUGUGUCAAGGUAUGUCCAAAUCAUACUAGAUUUGGAGGUAAAUGCUCGUAAUAGCUAUGCAGAACCUGUCUCACAUACCACAGAAAAUUUUGUAGAAAUGAUGCUUCUUGAUGGCUGCUUUAUUAUUGAGUUUCUAUGCAGAAUGUAUAGAUUUGAUCCAAUAGAUCGAAUAGACGUUAUUAUAGGGUCGAAUCAUAUGUUGAAUAGAUUAAUGGUGGACCUGUUGUUACUUGAAAACCAACUUCCAUUAUUCAUACUGAAGUUGCUCGUCCCAAACAUCACAGAAGUGGAAUUCAUUCGGAUUAUUUUUAAUGUCUUUGGGCCUUUUCUUCCACGGCGAAUGCAUGCGCCGAUAGACAAUCUGGCAACGUUCAUGAAUCUACUGGGAUUCUUCCAUAACAUCUGGCAACCUUCCGAUGCAAGAGGAGUGAGUGAUGCUUUGGAAAAUGGUGGAAGGAAAAAAAGAUUUAUAGGCUGUGCCACAGAUCUCACAGAGGCAGGGAUUAAGUUCAAGAGUCUUGUGGAUGCUAAUAACUUGUUUGAUAUAAAGUUUAAAAAUGGAAUAAUUGAAAUCCCAGAAAUACGAAUCGGAGAUGAAACAGAGCGUCUCUGGCGAAAUCUCAUUGCCUACGAGCAGUUAACCUCUUCCCGAGGUCCACAAUACUUCUCUAAUUAUAUUGCUUUCAUGGAUGACGUCAUCGAUUCUGCAAAGGAUGUGGAGAUACUUCGUAGCCGGGGGAUCAUUGUGAACAGGAAGGUUGACGAUGAAACCAUUGCAAUUUUAUUCAAUAAGAUUGGGAAAAAUGUCUUCUGCGACAGAGCUCUCUAUGCUGAUAUAGUGGAAGAUGUAGACAAGCAUUGCGAAGACAAAUGGAAUAGGUGGAUGAGUAAGUGGAAUCAGUGGAUGGCCAAUUUAUGGGACAAUUAUUUUAACACGCCAUGGGCUUUCAUUUCUUUUUUGGCUGCUAUCAUGCUGCUCCUUCUCGCCUGGACUCAAACUGUGUAUACGGUUCUUUCUUAUUAUAAAUAGAUGCCUAGUUCCUGCUUCUUCUUGUCAUGAAAAAUUGUUUUUUUUUUUUUUAAUUAUUUUUUAAAAUUACAUGUGUAUGCAGGUACUAUUAGUUCUUCGUUGUUAUUGAGUUCGUUUUCUGAAUUUAAAUGCAUGAAAGCUUGUGUAAUAAAAAUGUGCAGUUCCUAUCAUACAUGUGCUAAACAAUUCAUAAGCAGUUUCCUCUGAAAUGGGAUUGCAUUUGUUGCCUACUCCGCCUGAUGAAGUUGGAGAUUUUUUUGGGUCCAAUCUGCAGGGUAUUCAGUGGCCGCGUAUAGACAGCUCAAUUGAUUUGCUGGUUCCUUCUGGGUUCCCCCCUCCCCUGAAUCCAAAAAACAAUGCAUAAGUCAAGUCUGUUUUAUGAGCUAGUUAUGCUAUAUAAGAAUCUUGACUAACAUAACGUUUUUCCAAUGUUUUUAAAUCCCUCCCAGCUAUCAUUCUUAAGGGCAAUUCAUUGAUGUUGGUGAUACCUGCACCUGGGCAGAUCUUUUCCACAUUUUGAAUUGGUGAAAGAAAGCUCCUUAAUGUCAAUUCUUAGGUGGAACUUCAAAACAUGGAGAAGAUGAUGAGUUCUGACAAUGGUCUAAUUACAUUGGUAUCCUUUCUUUCGAAUUUUUGAGAUUAUUGCUUGUUAGGCACUCUUCAUUAUUCAUUAAAUGGUUUGCUUCUAAUGUUGAGGAUUCUGUGGGUAAAUGGGUGUGAAAUGGCCUUCUUCUGACUACUGUCUGGUGAAAAUGGUUUCAGUUAUCUUAGACAAUGGUUGACAAAAAUACUAGCAAGAUGUUCAAAAUUUUAACAGGAUUUCACUGUUGUUUUGUUUUUCCCCUAAAAUUCCAGAGUCUCUUCUUUGUUUUAUGAUAAGGUCCUUGCUACUGCUGCAGAUACUGCCAUCAGUUUCUCUUCAAAUCAGAAGAAGCAGCAGGUUACUAAACCUCGGAUUCUAGCUGGCGUCAAAGGCUUUAAAUCAGGGAAAAUAGAGCAGACAGUGUAUAUUAUUCCAACACCUCACUCCAUUUUUAGUCACGUAGAGGGCAUUUUCUCGAGGCCUCCAUUCUCUGAAUCAUCUCCAGCUGUUACAGAUAGUCAGGAAGCUGUAGAGCUUAAUAUAGGUUCACCAUAUUCCCUUCUGUCACUUAAUUUUCUCACUGAUUGAUUUAUUCAGGAAUAUAGGAGUUUAUCCCAGGCAUUUAAAUCGCAGGAUAUUACGGUCCCCCUUUAACAGUUGAAAUUGUAGCUUAUAUUUAAGUACUUGUAAUUUAGGAGUGAGUUUUCAUCAUCUAUGAUGUAAAGCAGAUGAUGUUAUCUCACAGGUUUUUCUUUUUUCGGUAAAUACUGCUGCUUCCAGCAUUUUUAUUUUUACAUUCCCUGCACAGGAGAUUUUUCAUUUCCUGUUCAGAAUCAAAACGAAAGAAUAGUGAAUUUUCAUUGUGGAGCA